This is a messenger RNA of Strongylus vulgaris, 186 nucleotides long. The record is from the annotation of a GenBank genome assembly. Lineage: Eukaryota; Metazoa; Nematoda; Chromadorea; Rhabditida; Strongylidae.
AUGGUCACUGCUAUUCGAAUUGCUGAACAAACUCUUAGUGGCAUUCGCGAUUUACACAUUGUAAGAAUAUGCGGCUACAUUCAUCGCGAUAUCAAACCGGAUAAUUUCGCUAUCGGAAAAGAGGAUGACGACACCUAUCACACAGUAUUUAUACUCGACUUCAAGUUCGCUCGUAAAUUCAGGUAA